This is a messenger RNA of Porites evermanni, 2603 nucleotides long. NCBI's taxonomy places the organism in Eukaryota, Metazoa, Cnidaria, Anthozoa, Scleractinia, Poritidae. The record is from the annotation of a GenBank genome assembly.
GGAAUUCGGUUUACUCUGAUGGUUAAUGGUGAAGUGUAUAUCAACGAAACGCUGUCUGGUAAGAUGAGCUUUUUAAAAUUUUCCCUGAAGAUCCUCAAUAAACAGGUUAAUAAUAAGUCAACCCUUUCCCAUGGUUUAGUGGAGGAGAGAUUUGAAAAGGUAAUGGAGAGAAGAAGAGAGAGGAGAAGGGCUUAACUCUUUUUCUCCCCUUCUGCUUUCUUCCCCCUUUCGCUUCUUCUCCCCUUUCCCACUAGGAAAGCCUAAUUACUUAGGUUACAGUACUCGUCUCAUUUGUUGAAACACUUGUCACAGUUACGCCCCCACCCCAAUGUUGAUUCACGUAACACCCAUUUGCAAAUAUACGCGAAUCUCAACAUUAGGGAAGGAGAGAAGUAGUACACUCGUGGAAAAGUUAGGUAAGAUAGCUGAGAGGGCGUGACAUGAAAAAAAUCCUCAGUUUCAGUGUCAGUAGUAUUAAUAUUGAUAGUGUAUGACUAAUUCAGCCUGCGUAGCAAGUAACAAGCAUUUCCUUGCUUCUUAAGAAAGUUUGUUGCUUUGCAGGUUAAUUGACUAAUAAAAACUGUCUGCUUGUGUUCGGGACACAAGCAGACCUCAGAACCACAAACUAAUCCCCUUUGGUCCUCGCUGUUGAGAUUUUUCUUCUAGUGGCCUUUUUCACGCAACUCGAUAACAUUCCACAAACAAUAUGUUAGUUGUCCACGGCUUUUUGAAUUUCACAGUACGUCAUUUAUUAUGGAUAAUAUAAAAUGAUAAAUGCAUUGAAAACAGAAAGUUAUUCGCCCAGGAUCUUUGCAAAUUUGCUUAAAAUAGGGUACAAAGCAAUCAACUUCUUUCUCGACAAACCCCGUCUAAAAUUCUCGAGAAUUAGCGGCAAAUCCGGGGAUUUUCCUGAGAAAUUUUGUACAUGUAGAGUCGGUCUCCUCCAUUCUUCGGUCACCUUCUUGGAUUUUCUAUACGAUGGACUCCCCUGUAAAACGGACACCUAGAGCUGGUCCCUGCAGUUUUCAGUAUUUUUUCCUAACUCUUCAUAGAUGGACGGGGGCAGCUACAGUAAAAACCCGCGUAUAAGAACCUAACAUUUAAGAACCUGUUAGGCUAAAAUUUCAUUUUUAAGCACCCUUCACAUAAGAACCAUUUUAGGCUAAAAUCCUAAAACAGGUUCUUAUUUUCAAAAAAUAUAUAUAUAUAUAUAGAAUUAAGAAAUUUUCUCAAAAAAAAAUAUGUAUAUAUAUAUAUAUAUAUAUAUAUAACACAGUCUGUAUGCAAUAAUACUCUAAACACUAUAGCAUGGUUACAUAAAACUUUACCAUAGGUUUGAUUGUAACAGAAUCAGAUUAAAAUAGUAUAGUAUUUUGCUUAACGAAGCCUCCAAGAAUACUGUUUUUGGACAUUAAACACCAGAUCAUUUAAAAAUUCAGCUUUAUUUCUUGAACAAAAGUUAAGAACCUAAUUAAGAACCUAGUUAGCCUAAUUUUACACUAAAUACCAUUUAUAUAAGAACCUGCAUGUUUAGGCUAACUUGGAAAAACCUAGGUUCGUAUAGCGGGUUUUUACUGUAGUUGAGACGAUGGAAUGUUCGUGAUGAAAUUUUAUUGUAAAAUCGAGAAAAGCUUCUAGGCACUUACUCUUACCGAACCAGUUCCAGAAGCGUUUGAAUUGCCUGCUUCCGAUUGGCUAGAAAGAAUAAUUUCUCGAUCUUAUAGUAAACUUUCACCAUGGGUCUCCGAGGAUGAGAUGCCCCCUGCCAUUCUUCACUCUCCGUCUUUGAUUCUCUAGACAGAAUUGACUGAACAUGAAAAGGAAAAAUACUUUCUUUUCUUUGUACGCAGGAAGAAACCCCCCUCCUUUGUGCCGUGGGGUCAUAGGCGUGGCCGAUUUCUGUGUUAAAAUCUACAACGUAUCCUACGAAGAGGGCAAUUUUGGUGGCUGCUUAGAGUUAUACGCAGAUUUUGUGGAGCGAGUCUUUGACCUGAAGCUUGGCUGCUGGUACCUAGACGAUGAGGUUGGUAGCUCUGUGGCUGAGGACAACAUUACUGAGGAGCCUGUGGACAAGAGAGCUAAGCUCCGAUCUCUUUUCAAACUCAGCAACAGUGCAAAGGAGCGAAUCUUUAAUGAGAUGAACAAGUGGUCCGAUAUAGACGGGGAUUUGGGUGUUUCGAAUGGCAUCCACAGUGAUCAUAUUCCCGUGGAGGCUUCGGUUGAAGAAUUUGAGGAAACAAAUGAUAGUUUUUAAUUUCAUGUGACAGUAUAUUCGUCACUUUCUUAACUGUGUAGUUUUUUUGAUCGAUUUGCACGCUCGUAUACUAGUCACUGAUUUUCUUAAAUUCCGAUCUAUAACUUGUAGUCUUCAGAAUGUACAACUAUUAGGCUACGUUAAAGAGAAAGUGCCAUAAAGAUUUAGUAGACCAUAUCCAUGAAAUCCUACAUAAUUGUGUUAAUGGAAAAUCAAACAAGCUAGUGGCAUAGUCUUACAAAAAGUGGGUCGGUAAUACGACAUAAAAAAUUGUUUUUGACCAAGAUCAAUAGAAAGCAAGAGGACCAAAACUUGCAAAAGUCAAGCUGGCUUUUUCAUGCUUGGAUAA